UGGAAGCGACGAAAUCGGACGCCAACGCGCCAACCCGCCAACUGCGAAGCUCUUGUUCGGAUGCGUGCUUCAACGCAACUCGGCUGCUAUGUGUGUAAAAUCUGGCUUGUUUUCCACGCCUCGAGAAAUUCCGUUUGCACUGGAGGCCUGGCUUUAGCAUCCGUCACGGACUUUACGGAGAGGUGGAGACAUACAUGAAUAAUGGCUUGUUCGACGGUGCCGCGGACGUCACCGGCGAUCUGAGAGGGCACUGCAAGGAGUGCGAAUGCAAUGGUUUUCAGCGCCUUGUUGAUCUGGCCAUGACAAAGUACCUAUUGGCUGGUGCAUUCUCUGUGGACACUCGCCUGCCUCACAUGGACCUCUCGUCAGCCUCUAAGAAGGUGCCCAAGACGGAUGUCUGCAGGAAGCUGGAUCUUGCAGUGCACCACAAUAGUCUUUUGCUAGACAAAUAUGUGGCCAGUGGUCAACAGACACCACAACUUACCCAGAAAGAGGGCCUGCGCAAUCUGUCGAAGAUUAUUCUUUGACAGUGCACCAGGCAAUGAAGUUCGGCACCCAGGAAGUGCUUCCGCCCCUGUACUGACGCAAGGGGCCGAAGAAAGUUUUCGUUCAAGCACCUCGACCCAGCUACAUCAUAAGUGUGUACACUGCGACUUUUCAUCUUAUUAUUUUAGUCGUUUUCCAUCUCACAUAAAGGUUGCUCAUCGUUCUGUUAAAAAGUACACCUGUGCCCUUUGUAAGGUCACUUUUGCAGCUGUUACCCGUUAGAAACAGCAUUUUGAUGAAUUUCACAUCUUGAUCGUGGCCAGUGAAGAGCAGCAUUUGAUGAGUAGCGACAGUGAAAUGGUCCACCAGGACAUGAGCAUUGAAACUGAGGUCUCAGAAUUUUAGCCGUCUGUGCUCAAUGAUGAAGCAAGGCUCUCCGAUCUGUUCAGGCUUUUGGAGGGUGAGCACAUAUGUGCAAAAAAGCUAUCAGUGCUGUUGUCAAAAACAUUUCGGAAAUGUUCCACGCCAAGGGCCUUCAGCUAGACGCAUCAGGUUUAACUGACAAAGCAGGAAAACGUCAGUAUGAACGUAAUAAUAUAUAUGUUAGACCUUCU
Molecule: messenger RNA, 1100 nt
Organism: Rhipicephalus sanguineus (brown dog tick)
Lineage: Eukaryota; Metazoa; Arthropoda; Arachnida; Ixodida; Ixodidae
Exons: 3
Coding region: 195-527 (110 amino acids)
Source: RefSeq, a predicted model, not a curated record